Molecule: messenger RNA, 5166 nt
Organism: Glarea lozoyensis ATCC 20868
Lineage: Eukaryota; Fungi; Ascomycota; Leotiomycetes; Helotiales; Helotiaceae
Product: C2H2 and C2HC zinc finger
Exons: 3
Coding region: 1-5166 (1721 amino acids)
Source: RefSeq, a predicted model, not a curated record
AUGGCAACGCGAGGUCCCUCACCUGAAUAUUCCUCCUCGUCUGACGAAGCUAGCCAACAGCCCGAUUCCACCUCUGUUGAGAAUCACGGUCACACUGACCAGCAUUUCCAUUCAGAGCAUAUUGCUAGAUUUCGAACCGGAGAUACUGUCUGGCUCAAGUCAGGAAAAGCAGAAGAUCUUCAGCUUGUCAUUACUGCGAUAGGUCAAAAUGAAGCAAGAAAAGGAUUCGAAUAUCAACUGUUACAGGAUGGUAACCCUUAUAACAGCGGAGAAUGGGUCAAGCAGGCAGAACUGGAUACGCUUUUUGACCAGACUGGCACUUCCGCGGGGAGCCGUCUGUCAAUGCAGGACACACCGUUCUCGCAAACACCAGUUGAAAUUUUAGCAUCAGCAGACAUUCAGGAUCCGCACUCAACCUCAACUCCCGGCAACUCUCUGCCGUCUUUUAUCUUGGACAUUGAGUCUGAGAAGCCGCACAGUGCGGAGCAUUUCUCUGCCCUCGAUUUAGUUUCGCGCGGUACGGACGAUGUUACACUUGAGGAUAGUGAGCUUGAGUCUUCAGUCAAUCUUUCAAAAAACGUCAGUGACUCGCCACCUCCGCCGCUUCGACCGCCAACUGGUCACAUUACUGGAUCGUCUUUUGGGCAUGAAGGCAGUAUCUAUCGUAAUUCUAGUGAUUCGAAUCACGUCCCUUCGUGGGAACGCGCCAGAUUGAGCAUGCGUGAGGGCGGGUUUGAGGCCAAUAGCCGAACAGAACCUAUUACGACAACUCAGGAAAACAUUCCACAACGACAAGUUGCUAGUGAUAUAUGCACAAAUAAUUUCAGGAACGAACGACAUGAUAGUUCUUCAGUCAACUCUGAUGUUUCUGAAGACAGUGUGGACACGGCUGCCGUGAAACCAAGCUACGAAGGCUUUAUAGCACAUAUUCGACGGUUGCAUCCCAACAUGAACUCUCAACAUGACGGGCUCGUCAGUCGAAUUGCUCGCCAACAAGUGAUACGAUAUAAUAAUCUGUUGAAUUUGCAAGUUCAGCAUCGCGAAGCUGUUUUGAAUUGCAGCUGUCUUUCUGGGGAGUACUGCGUUUCAGCAAACAGCAACACAGUAACUCCAAGCACAAAAUACAGACAAGGAGAGCUUGAUCAUGUCCAAUCGGCCGUUCACAUCACCUCGAAUGUUGUCAACGAGAAUCCUGACUCGAAGCGAGGGAUGGUGUUCCAGGGCGCGCUUCCUUUCGGCAUCCUUCUACCGCGUAGUCGUAGCUUACCAGCCGAGGUUGAAUGUCAGUUCUGCUUUAAAGUAAACAGGUUGCAAAGGGCAUCUGACUGGACUAAGCAUGUCCAUGACGAUCUUCAGCCAUUCACUUGUAGUUGGGAGAAUUGUGAUGAUACGAAAGCAUUCAAACGAAAGACGGACUGGAUUCGCCAUGAAAACGAGAAGCACAGGCAAUUGGAGUGGUGGACAUGUUCCUUUGAAGAUUGCAAGCACAUAAGCUACCGAGAAGACAACUUUCUACAGCAUCUUCUUAGAAAGCAUGAGUUUUGUGAAUCCGACAAACCGAAAAUUCCUAGUGGGAGUGGUCAUCUUACAGAUCCCACCUGGGCUACGGUGGAGGCUUGUCACCACGAAACGACAGCGAGUACUAAAGAUGAGCCUUGCAAGUUCUGCGGAAUUGUUCUCUCAACUUCGAAAAAGCUAAGCACUCAUCUUGCAAACCAUAUGGAGCGGAUAGCUAUUUAUGCUCUUCAGCUCUUGCAAAUGGCGAAUAUCGACACAAAACCCAUAGGCGAUCCGACUGUUCGGACUCGAUAUGAAGGCUCUGUUUUUGGAAGCGCAUUGAAAGCGUCAAUCGGUCUUACUCCUGGCAUUGAGAUUCCUCGAGCUCCAACAACUAUCAGCGAUGUGCGUCUCCCGAAGCAUGCACGUUCCUAUCCUGGAGAGGCGGGACCUUUAUCUUAUGGGCGUCAUUUAGAAUCGGCUAGCGGCGAUCACUCGUUCAAUCCAAGGCAGCUUGAAGCAUCCACAAUCCCCGUUUCACAGCCUGGAAAUCCCUCUUUUCCCCCUGAAUCAUACCAGCCCUUUGAUCCUUCUCGGGAUCCCGCUCCAGAUAGUAGUGUUUCUUCUUCGACCAGUUUGUUAGAACAGGAAUUCAACACUGUCGCUGGACUAGAACAGAAUCCUGCUCGUUCUAGUCUUGAUGAUAGUGCAACGCAACAAGAUCUGAAAUCGACAUUCUCAGACUUCAUACCUAAGCCAACAUCAUCGCGAUCAACCUUAGUAAAAGGGGCUGCCUUUGAUUUUGAAAAUUCAAAUUUAUUGUCAGACCAAUACCGUGAUUCGCCGUCAACUUCUUUCGGGUAUCCAGAAUUUUCGUCGACGAAAGGCAGUAGAGCGCCGUUAACUGGAAAUGCAAAGUGGGAUGCGAAGAAAUAUAGGAAAGUAAGAUCGUGUGAUCCAGAAAAAUGUCCAGAUAACGCUUUCUACGUCGCUCAGAAAUCCGAUUUCACUCUCGACACGAGUGAACUUUCCAAUCAUUCUCCCGACAAGAUGAGCUCAUCAGUUACCGAUACCGACGUCAUUGAAUCUGUUUUCACCAAAGAUAGUCAAUCUGAGAUGGCAAACAGUAACGGGUCGGAUUUUAGUGACGCAAAAACAAAUGAUGCUGCUAUCAUCAGCGAAACCAACAAUGAGAACCGCGAGGUAAUGGAUGCAAAUGCCGGAAUUUCUAGUAUAACCGUUCAGGAAGACAGUGACUUUGAUGAGGAGGAGCCUCGACUGGCAAAUCCACGAGCAUAUUUCGAAAAUCUGAAAAGUCUAGAGUCGGAAAUCUAUCAGAACUCAUACUUCUGGUGGGGUUGUAAGCUUGAGAAGUCCUUUGGAGAAUGGGGUCAUUUAAUCAAAGAAACAAGUUCAGCGACUCUGCUACCGCUAGUGGAAUCAUACACCAUCAUUCUAAAGGCCUUCGAAAAUAUCAAGCGGCUACAGCAAAAUGGAUACUGUGAGGAGCAGAUUGAGUUCCUAUGUCAAGACAAUUCGCGUCUAUACGUAGCCAGAAUUGUUAGUAUCGAGAUCUCUGCCAUAGCGGAACUGGUUUCGACAUAUAAGGAGACCCUUGACCACAUAGCGAGCAUCCUGCGGAGAGGUGAAACUUUGAGUUUAGCUGAACUCAUCGACCAGGAGAUAUUGGACUCGACUAGGUUAACAGCAAAAUGCCGCACAGUUGUUUUAGACAGAACUCGAUGGACAGUGACCAGUAAUACCCCUAUUUCCACAAUUGAUCUCUGGAAGAGUGUCGCGGAACUUCUAGAUCUGGUAGUUGUCUCUUAUGCUGGAGCGCAUAUUACAGAACUUAAAAUUUCCGUUAAAAUUUCUGGAAGGAGCGAAUUUCGAAUACCUAGGCCUUAUGUAUAUUCCGAUCGGGGCAUCCGGUCUUUGGCCCUAGCCCCCUGUCUGACGAUGUUCCGAGCUGUGCGGACUCACCUGCGAUGCCUAGAUUCGUUUCUCGGCGGACUAUCAGUGUUAGUGUUCGCGGAGAGUGACUAUCUUACGGGCACCAACCGCCUUUGCUUGUCAACCACCAUAGCAGACUUAGCAAACCUGUGGGGGCCGUGUUGGAAAAUAAUGAGAGAUUCGCAACCUGGGGAAAUACAACAUUUUGAGAUCGGAAAUGGCUUGAUCCUACCGUGGUCACUUAGAGAUAGCUCGGUACAACUGAGCAGCUCAGAAUUGUUUGCGCAUUGGGUAUCAUCUAGGUCAUAUAACGCCGAAAUCGUGGAAAAUGGUCAGAGGGACCUUGCUAGGAAAUAUUUCCUUGACUCGGACGUAAUUCUCAUAGGAGCAGAUGUCAAGACUCAAAGCUUCGUCGUCAACCCUCAAUGCGCACCUUCUAUACAAAAGCUCCGACAGAUUAAGGAUAAACUUAGACAGCAUAAGGCACUUCGAGAGCUUGGUACUGACAGACCCAGAAGGUACCAUGAUUCUCAUGCUGUCCAGAUCACUGCAAGUAUUAUGGGAAUGGUAAGUAUUGCAGAUACAUUGACAUAUAAACGCCGCGCAGGUCAAUCAAUGAAAGAUGUCCUCGUUGAACGGUGGAGAAACGGCUUGCGAAACAUAUCUGAUCUAGAGACUUAUGGCGGUGUCGAGGUAUCAUUGUGUACCCGUAAUGCUCGUAGAAGGAAAAUCCGACAGAUUCUGGCGUCGCAAACAAUGCGUAAAUAUCUGAGAGGCAGCUCCUUCCAGUGGCUAUCUGAUGAUGUUGAAACAAGGUUCUACGAAUCUCUCAAGAGUAAAGAGGCUCAAAGGGCGUUGUGGAAAUCUGAUCCUAGUGUCCGAAAAAAUGUUGGAGACGCUAUUUCAAGAUGUUUAGAGACACUGGAAACCACGGGUGUUGACAAUGAUACAAAAGAGCUGAAUGCACUGUGGGUAGAAACAUUCGACGAUGUGGAUGAUGCGGACGAAGAUUCUGACGAGGAAUUUGGACCUGGCUGUCAAGUUGAGCCAAAUGGUCAAUUAAAUGGCACCAAUGGUACGAAUGGGAUAUUACAAUCGUCCCCUGCGGAAGCCGACGCCCCUGUUGAGGAGUGGAUUGUUACACUUUUUCGUAGCGAGCACACAUGGUCGGGGUUUCUCCAAGAUUCAGAAGAAAUCAUGACAAUGGCUAUCUUCGACACGACUUGUCUAGACUUCAGCGGUACGGAUUACGGUCGGGGUUGUCCCUCCCUACAUCAUCGAUGCAACCAAAAGUGUACCGAACCAUGCUCGUUCCACAUGUGUCCUCGUCCAUCCUCUGGAUUUCCGGUCCUCAAAACAUCUCUCUGGAUCAAUGAAGCCAUCCUCGAUAGCAAGUGCCUCACGCGCUCUGAGGCGGAUGCUAAAGGCAGGUUUGAAUGGAACGCUCGGCAAUCCGGUACUGGUACCAAAUUAUCACUCGGUGAUCAAGGGUCAUUGAAAGUUCUUGCGAAAGCUACAGAGAGUUGUCCGUUGAUUGUGGAGUGGAACGGUGUGACAAGCAAGCUGGGCAAGGAAGUCAAGAACGUUGGCAUCAACAAGACCAUGUUUGGUAAGGGUGCCGUGAUGGAUCAUGGAGAGUAUAUGAAAGGUAGUUGGAGUGGUAAGCCUUUGCCUGUUAUUAUUUUGAGUAAGUCUACCAAGGUUUUGUUUUCAUGA